CUACAGCCCGCACGCACCCGCGCUCACUCACCACUACAGCCCGCGCGCACCCGCGCUCACUCACCACUACAGCCCGCGCGCACCCGCGCUCACUCACCACUACAGCCCGCGCGCACCCGCGCUCACUCACCACUACA
Priapulus caudatus is the source of this 137-nucleotide messenger RNA. RefSeq lists its product as uncharacterized. The record is from RefSeq and is a predicted model, not a curated record. Lineage: Eukaryota; Metazoa; Priapulida; Priapulimorpha; Priapulimorphida; Priapulidae. The annotation marks the transcript as partial. The transcript has a single exon.